AUGCUCAUGGCGGGCAGCACGCGCCGGUGGAGCCCCGGCGCCCGCGCCUUCUCCACGGAUCCGGCCACGCGGACCACCGUGCCGCUCGCGCACCUGGCCCCGCUCCCGGCAUCCCUGCCGGAGUCCGGCUACAACGUCACGCCGCCGGUCCAGCCCUGGCCGCGCCGCCUCACGGCGCGGUCGCUCUCCCGGCUCCUCCUCCGCGCGGCCACGCCCGAGCACGCGGUCGUCGCCCUCCGCCACGCGCUCUUCCACGCCGCGCCUCCGCUGCCGCCCUCGCUCCCCGUCUUCGCCGCGGCGCUCUCCCGCCUCUCCCACGCCGGCGCCGGCGCCGGCGCCGCGGCUCGCCACCUGCCCCCCGUCCUCUCCCUGCUCCGCGCGUCCCGCCUCCCGGUCUUCUCCGACCGCCCGUUCCUGCCGCUCCUCCGCGCGCUCCGCCCGCUCCCGUCCCUCCGCCUCUUCCUCUCCCUACCAUCCUUUAACUCCCGCCCCUCCACCCGCUCCUUCAACGCGCUCCUCCACUCCCUCGUCUCCGCACGCCGCCUCCGCCUCGCCGCCGCGCUCUUCCGUGCCGCGCCAACCAAGCUGUACAUCACGCCCAACCUCGUCUCCUGCAACAUCCUGCUCAAGGGUGUAGUUGGCAUCGGUGACCUCGAUGCUGCGCUCAAGGUGCUCGACCAAAUGACUGGCUGGGGGAUCGUCCCGGAUGUCAUCACGUACACCACGGUUCUCACUGCCUACUGCGCCAAAGGUGAUCUCGAGGGUGCACAACAGCUCUUUGAUGAUAUUAUUGCCAGUGGGCGUAGGCCGGAUGCUACGAUGUACACAGUGCUUAUUGAUGGGUACUGCCAGCGUGGGAAGUUGCAAGAUGCAGCAAGGAUCAUGGAUGAGAUGGAAGCCGCUGGGGUGCAGCCAAAUGAGGUUACAUACUCUGUGGUGAUCGAAGCGUGCUGCAAGGAGGGAAAAUCUACAGAGGCGCGUGAUUUGACAAGGGAGAUGCUAGGGGCAGGAUAUGUACCGGACACACCUCUGUGUGCCAAGGUGGUUGAUGUGCUAUGCCAGGAUGGAAAGGCAGGAGAGGCGAAUGAGAUAUGGAGACAGAUGGUGAAGAAGAAUGUCCCACCAGAUAACACUGUUGUGAGCACAUUGAUCUACUGGUUAUGCAAGAAUGGAAUGGUUCAGGAGGCGAGGAGGCUGUUCGAUGAGCUCGAGAGGGGGUUCGUGCCAAGCUUGCUGACAUAUAACUCGCUUAUUGUAGGAUUAUGUGAGAAUGGAGAGUUACAGGAGGCUGGUAGGGUGUGGGAUGACAUGGUCGAACGGCGGUAUGAACCAAAUGCAAUGACUUAUGAGGCCUUGGUCAAGGGUUUCUGCAAAAUAGGCAAGUCAAAUGAAGGUUAUGCGCUAUUUAAGGAGAUGAUGGCCAAAGGGUGCACUCCAAGCAAAUCUCUUUACCAAACAUUGGUUGAUAGCCUUUCUGAGCCAAGUCAUGAUGAUACUGUUUUCACUAUCGUUGAAGAUGCAGCUUUAUGUGGUCGGGAUUUCAUGGAUGGUCAAUCGUGGGAAAUAUUUAUCAAAAAAGUGGUAGAUACAAAUGAAACUUGGAAAAAGCAUCUCGAUUUGGUGCUGAAUAUGUAG
Molecule: messenger RNA, 1635 nt
Organism: Miscanthus lutarioriparius
Lineage: Eukaryota; Viridiplantae; Streptophyta; Magnoliopsida; Poales; Poaceae
Source: the annotation of a GenBank genome assembly